Molecule: messenger RNA, 213 nt
Organism: Clunio marinus
Lineage: Eukaryota; Metazoa; Arthropoda; Insecta; Diptera; Chironomidae
Source: the annotation of a GenBank genome assembly
AUGUUAAUUACAAAUACUUAUCAAGGACAAAGUAUUAUCAAACCAUUUUGGUUGACUAUAGUGUUAAACUUUUUUUUUUCUGAUGGUCAGAACAUGAAAGCAAUUGAAUAUUCUUUGAAGGUAUCACAUGAGCCAACAAUUUUUACGCAACAAAAUGAACAAUGUAAGCUUCACAACACACGAAAAACGCAUCACAUGUCACUAGAUCAAUGA